AUGGAGAAAGGUCGAGGUAUCUUCUCUGGAGAUUCAGGAUCAAAACCUCAGGGCUGCAGUCGAGAACACAAAUUUGAAGAACAUUCAUAUCCUACGGGGAAGAUCCAGGUCAUUGGAGACAUUUUCCAGUUCACAGUCGACAUGAGCGAGUUUUCCCCGGAGGACGUGAUCAUCACCUCCUCCAACAACCUGCUGGAGGUCCACGCUGAGAAGCUGGGAGAAGAUGGCACAGUGGCAAACACCUUCUCCCACCGGUGCUCUCUCCCAUCAGACGUGGACCCCGGGUCUGUGGGCGUGUCCAUGGGGAGCGGGGGGGUCCUGACUGUUAGAGCCCACAGGAGAUAA
Limanda limanda (common dab) is the source of this 345-nucleotide messenger RNA. Its product is annotated as heat shock protein beta-7-like. Bases 1 to 345 code for a protein of 114 amino acids. Lineage: Eukaryota; Metazoa; Chordata; Actinopteri; Pleuronectiformes; Pleuronectidae. Gene Ontology annotation, cellular component: nucleus; cytoplasm. The record is from RefSeq and is a predicted model, not a curated record. The transcript is spliced from 4 exons.